GUGCUCUUCUUUCCCCGACCGGCUGGAAACCUCGCCUUCGCAUCUGGUUCCGGACGAGCGGAAGGAGGGCGGAGCUCUUCGCCCCCAGAGGAAAGGGGCGGCCACCUCGUCGAGCGGCCUCCGCGGUCGGCGACCUAGGGUCGGACUAGGGGGAUCCCGGGAUCUCGCCAAGAGCGGAGAUGGUGCCGAGACGCGAGCGCCGGAAGGGCACGGGGGGCCGCCGUCGCUGUAGCACCGCGGCCGUGCCGGCGGAGCGCAGGGCGCGGACGGCCGCAAGGGGGCGCCGGGCCGCCGGGCCGGGCGCGAUCGGCGUGGCCCGGAGGGCGCGCGGGUCUCGGGCGCCCCGGCCCAGCCUCCCCGGCUCUGGGGGCCCGCCUUCCCCAGGCAGCGGGGAACGGAGGCCCGGGGGCGCGAAGGAGGAACCAGGGUGCACAGAGCUAUCGGGCUGCAAAGGCGCUUCAACGACAUCCAGUAACAGCAGGAGAGGACUGUGACAGCGCCGUGCAAGGUUUCAUUUUGCGGCAACAGCAAUGAACGGCUGGCCCGCGGGCCUGGCCCUGCCGGUACCCUGAUAAACACCACCCGCGAGGCGCCCGCUCCAGCCUCCAUGAGUGAGUGGGGCUUUCAGGGAAAUACAGGUCAUAGUCUGGAUAGCAGUAACUACUACGAAGAUGAUAAAUGAGACGCCGUGGUGGACACUGAGGAGGCGCAAGGCUGCCAAACAAAAUGCGGGACGCCCAGAGAAACGGGACUUUCAGAUAAAGAGUAAUUAUUACUACUUCAGUCACCACAGCUCUCCCUCCCUGGGCCAGCAGGAGGGCCGGCAGGCUUUCCCGAGGAUGAGGGCGCGUGAGCUUCGCCUCCUGGGGAGAUGCGCGCGGGGAAUUCUCACUUCUGUGCUCUUCCUCCUGGGCUGCUGGGGCCUCUCCGAUUUCCAGCAGCGAUUUCUUCAGGCUUUGGAGCCAGAGGAGGUGAUGGCUUACUUUGGCCCUGCCGCUACCUCCGAAGUGCCCCAGUUCGACGUGGCCCCGCUCACCUGUGUCUGUGAAGAAGAGGAUGGGGACAGGCAGGGAGGAGCACCCUGCGGGCCCCCACGCUGCUCCCUGCCAGCCCUGGGACAGCUCUUCUCCUUCUCCUUCCGGCCCCGGAUGGGCCUCCUCGCUGCCUCCUUCACCAGCGAGCGUGUGGUGAACGCCUCCCUCCGGCUGCUCAGGGGGCCCCCCCACCCCUGCUUCACGGGAGGCCGCACCUUGCUGCCCUUGGGCGCAGCAGCCAGGCUCACCUACUGCUCGGGCCGUGUGGAGGGUGACAUCGUGGUGGGUGGAGACAGGCUCUACAUCCAGCCAUUGAAGAGGCAGCACCGGGAGCUGGUGCCACCCUGGGGCGGUGCUCAGCCCCACCUGAUCCACAGGUCCAACCCCACGGUGCACCCGGCCCUUGUGGUUCCAGGCUGCCCUCCGGCCCCUCGCCUCUGGAGACGGGCUGCUCGGAGUGUCCUGUACCUGGAGCUGCUGGUGGCCGUGGGCCCCGACGUCCACGCGGUUCACGGGGAGGACACGGAGCGCUACGUCCUCACCAACCUCAACAUGGGGUCAGAGCUGCUGAGGGACCCAUCCCUGGGGGCUCAGUUCCAAGUGCACCUGGUGAAGAUGGUCAUACUGACGCAGCCGGAGGAUGCUCCGAAUAUCACAGCCAACAUCACCGCAUCACUGCUGAGCGUCUGUGAGUGGAGCAGGACCAUCAACCCCGAGGAUGACACGGAUCCCAGUCAUGCUGACCUGGUCCUCUACAUCACCAGGUUUGACCUGGAAUUGCCUGAUGGUAACCGACAGGUUCGGGGGGUCACCCAGCUGGGGGGCGCCUGCUCCUCUUCCUGGAACUGCCUGAUCACUGAGGAUACUGGCUUCGACCUGGGGGUCACCAUUGCCCAUGAGAUUGGGCACAGUCUUUUUACUAUGAGUGUAAUACCAGCUUGCUGUGAAAAUUCAAAUAGCACAGAGACUCAUAAAGUCAAAAGUGAGUGUCUAACUCCCUUGCCCACCAGCCCCCACUCCCACCCCCAGGCCUUUUGCGUCAAGAAGGCCCAAAUCCUCAUGCAUGAGUUUGACUGGCACAUUUCUGAAGUCUAUAGAUACGUAUUAGGCAGAAGGGGCGAGAGCCGUCUGGCUGGCCCUGCCCAGCCCUCCCACGGGCGGGAAACAGAACUCCCAUCCCCGCCCACCCAAGCCGCCCCUCCAAUCGCCCUCACCUCCCGCGCCCACUCCUCCACCCCGACGCCGCCCGGUGUCCAUUCCGGGCCUGAGACGCGUCCUUGUCGCAGCGCAGGACGGGUGCGCUGCAUGUGGGACCCGCCGGGGCCGCAGUCCGGGCCCGCGGGGCGCCCUCCAGAAGUGCACCCCGGCCUCUACCAUGAUGCGGAUGAGCAGUGCCGCGUCGCCUUUGGCCCUAUGGCGGUCGCGUGCACCUUCACCAGGGAGCACCUUGACAUGUGCCAGGCUCUCUCUUGCCACACAGACCCCCUGGACCAGAGCAGCUGUAGCCGCCUCCUCAUUCCGCUCCUGGAUGGGACAGAGUGUGGUGUGGGGAAGUGGUGCUCCAAGGGUCACUGCCGCUCCCUGGCGGAGCUGGCCCCCAUUGGGGCAGUGCACGGGCACUGGUCUAGCUGGGGUCCUGCCAGUCCCUGCUCCCGCUCCUGUGGCGGAGGGGUGGUCACCAGGAGGCGGCAGUGCGACAACCCCAGGCCUGCCUUUGGGGGGCGUGCGUGCAUAGGUGCGGACCUCCAGGCCGAGAUGUGCAACACUCAGGCCUGCGAGAAGACCCAGCUGGAGUUCAUGUCCGAGCAGUGCUCACAGACCGACGGGAAGCCGCUCUACCUCUCCCCAGGCAGCCCCUCCUUCUACCGCUGGGGCGCCGCCGUGCAGUACAGUCAAGGGGAUGCUCUGUGCAGACACACGUGCCGGGCUGUUGGCGAGAGCUUCAUUGUGAGGCGUGGGGACAGCUUCCUGGAUGGGACCCGCUGUGUGCCGAGCAGCCCUCGGGAGGACGGGACCCUGAGCCUGUGUGUGUCGGGCAGCUGCAGGACUUUUGGCUGUGAUGGCAGGAUGGACUCUGGGCAGGUGCGAGACGUGUGCCAGGUGUGUGGAGGGGACAACAGCACGUGCAGUCCACAGAACGGCUCUUUCACGGCUGGAAGAGCCAGAGAAUACGUCACGUUCCUGACCAUCACCCCCAACCUGACCAGCAUACACAUCAUAAACCAGAGGCCUCUCUUCACACAUCUGGCCGUGAGGCUCCGAGGGCGCUACAUUGUGGCCGGGAAUGGGAGCAUCUCUCCCAGCACCUCCUACCCCUCCCUCCUGGAGGACAGCCGUGUCCAGUACAAAGUGGCCCUGACUGAGGACCGGCUGCCCCGCCUGGAGGAGAUCCACAUCCGGGGACCCACCUGGGACGACAUGGAGAUCCAGGUUUACAGGCGCUAUGGUGCGGAGUAUGGUGCCCUCACCCGCCCAGACGUCACCUUCACCUACUUCCAGCCCGAGCGGCGGCAGGCCUGGGCCUGGGCUGCCGUGCGGGGGGCCUGCUCGGUGAGCUGUGGGGCAGGGCUGCGCUGGGUGACCUACAGCUGUCGGGACCAGGCCAGCGACCAGUGGGUGGAGGCUGCCCGGUGCGGAGGGAGCUCGCAGCCAGCGGCCUGGUCAGAGUCCUGCGCCCCCCAGCCCUGCCCCCCGUACUGGGUGGCUGGAGACUUCGGCCCGUGCAGCGCCUCCUGCGGGGGCGGCCUGCAGGAGCGGGUGGUGCGCUGCUUGGAGGCCCAGGGCGGCCUCCUGAGGACGCUGCCCCACUCCCGGUGCAGAGCGCUGGCCCAGCAGCCAGUGGCUGUGGAAACCUGCAGUUCCCAGCCCUGCCCCACAAGGUGGGAGGUGUCGGACACGUGCUCAUCGGCCUGUGGAGCAGACCUGGCCGGGCAGAAUGCGACUUGUGUGCUGGAGACAGAUGGCGCGGAGGAGUUGGUGACUGCUGGGGCCUGCUCCACAGACGAGAAGCUGGCUACACUUGAACCCUGUGUCCAGGCAGCAUGUCCUCCAGGCGGGGGCCAUCUGGACGCCCAGGCACCGGGGGAGGAGGCUGCAUCUGCAGAGGGCAGGGCCAGGCUGGAGGCCCCUGCCACACACGUGUGGACUCCCCUGGCGGGGCCGUGCUCUGUCUCCUGCGGGCGAGGCCUGAGGGAGCUGCGCUUCCAGUGCACGGACUCUGCCCUCAGGACACCCGUUGGGGAAGAGCUGUGUGGCUUGUCGAGCAAGCCCGGGAGCCGGUGGGAGGUCUGCAGGGCUGCCCCGUGCCCAGCCUGGUGGCGUUACAAACUGGCAGCCUGCAGUGUGAGCUGCGGGGGAGGGGUCGCGCAGAGGGUGCUGUCUUGUGGCCGGGCUCAAGGGUAGGACGAGGACGAGGAGGUCCUGCUGGACACGCAGUGCCAGGGGCUGCCUCGCCCAGAGCCGCAGGAGCCCUGCCCGCCCAGAUCGGCAGCGCCGAGGUGGAAAGUCAUGUCCCUUGGCCCGUGUUCAGCCAGCUGUGGUCUCGGCACUGCCACACGCUCGGUGGCCUGCGUGCAGCUGGAGCAAGGCCAGGACACGGCGGUGGAUGUGCGGGCCUGUGCGGGUCUGGUGCGGCCGCAGACCCGCAUUCCCUGCAUGACUGCCACCUGCACCUACCGCUGGCACGUCAGCGCCUGGCUGCAGUGCUCUGUCUCGUGUGGGGAAGGCAUUCAGCGCCGGCAUGAUGCCUGCCUUGGACCCCGGGCCCAGGUGCCCGUGCCAGCCGACUUCUGCCAGCAUCUGCCCAAGCCAGUGACGGUGCGGGGCUGCUGGGCCGGGCCCUGUGCAGGGCAGGGGUCGCCCAGCCCGGCGCCCCACGAGGAAGCCACUGCCCCAGGCCAGACCACCGCUGCCACUACUGGUGCUUCCCUGGAGCGGCCCCACCCCUGGGCCCACCUCCUCUCCCCCGCUCCCUGGCCUCAAGGACUCCUGACUGGGACCCCAGAAAGCCCAGCGCAGUCCAGUGCCUGUGGCCGGCAGCACCUUGAGCCAACAGGAACCAUUGACAUGCGAGGCCCAGCGCAGGCUGACUGUGCAGUGGCCAUCGGACGGCCCCUGGAUGAGGUGGUGACCCUCCAAGUCCUUGAGAGCUCCCUCAACUGCAGCGCUGGGGAGAUGCUGCUGCUCUGGGGCAGGCUCACGUGGAGGAAGAUGUGCAGGAGGCUGUCCGGCAUGACUUUCAGCUCCAAAGCCAACACACUGGUGGUGAGGCAGCGUCUUGUGCGGCCGGGAGGCGGAGUGCUGCUGCGCUAUUCGAGCCAGCCUGCCCUGGGAACCUUCCACCGCGAAUGUGACAUGCAGCUUUUUGGACCCCGGGGUGAAAUCGUGAGCCCAUCUUUGAGUCCAGGUGGAAGGAAUGUGGGGGGCUGUCGCAUCUUCAUCAACGUGGCUCCACGGGCCCGGAUUGCCAUCCAUGCCCUGGCCACAGACAUGGGCACUGGAACUGGAAACUGGGGAACCGAUGCCAGCUACGUCUUGAUCCGGGACGUCCACAGCCUGAGGACAACGACAUUUCGUGGGCAGCAGACACUCUACUGGGAGUCAGAGGGCAGCCAGGCAGAGAUGGAGUUUAGCCAGGGCUUCCUUGAGGCCCACACCAGCCUUCGGGGCCAUUACUGGACCCUCCAGACUAGAGCUCCUUACCGCGGCAGUGCCCUGCCUUAGCUUCCUCUCCAAGCACAUCCUUCAGCUGACCAUUGGGCACGGUGGGUGACUUCUCCCAGUCCUGGAAGGGGAAGGAAGGAACCUGUCAUGUGUGAGCGCCUGUUAAAUGCCUGGCUGGCGCUGGAGGACUGACUGGUGUCUGAGUACUCUCCAAUCCCAAUUCCCUCCGACCUUAAGUAUCUCCUUUAGGGCCUCCUCCAACGUGAAAUGUGGAGGGGGGACUCUUCGGAAAGGCCGUCCAGCCCCUCGAGUACCAAUAAACGGAACGCGCGGUCUGAGUGGCGUUUUCUUCACA
Molecule: messenger RNA, 6051 nt
Organism: Vicugna pacos (alpaca)
Lineage: Eukaryota; Metazoa; Chordata; Mammalia; Artiodactyla; Camelidae
Source: RefSeq, a predicted model, not a curated record